Molecule: messenger RNA, 1425 nt
Organism: Astyanax mexicanus (Mexican tetra)
Lineage: Eukaryota; Metazoa; Chordata; Actinopteri; Characiformes; Acestrorhamphidae
Gene: cd164l2
Product: CD164 sialomucin-like 2
Exons: 6
Coding region: 478-939 (153 amino acids)
Cellular component (GO): cytoplasmic vesicle
Source: RefSeq, a predicted model, not a curated record
CAUUGUUCUUUAGAGUUUGAGACAGGGAGACCGGCUGUCCAGUUGCCAAGUAACCUGUCUCGUGUUACCUUCCAGACUCUCUGAUUCACAAUGCAUGAUGUCAAGACACACACACACACACACACACACACACACACAUAGCCACUCAUUGCACACACUUGUCUCUGCAUCACAACUCACUAGACCUGCUCUUUCCUGAAGGACGCAGCUAUGAUGAUGCUGUAGUUUUAGUUAGGUGUGUGUGUGUGUGUGUCAGACUGCUUGUGUCUCAGCAUGCACAUAUGGCAUCUGAGUUUGUGUCUAGUUUCUUUAGUUAGUUACUUUUAAAAGUCGGUUUUUGUGCUUUUAAUAGAUUGACGUGCUUCACAGUCCUCAGGUUAGUCAUCAGGUUUUAAUUGACUUGUGUAAACGUCUGUGUGCUCAUCUAAACUUCGAGAACAUCCACACAGAGAGUGUGUAGGCAGUGCAGGUACCAGGAUGAGGUGUGUAGCAGGGCUUCUGUGCUGUUCUGUGCUGCUAAUGCAGCUGAUGACCAUCAUCUCACAAACUGCAGAUUAUUCAGCCAGUGGAGACUGUUCUCAGAUCACUUCAUGUGAUCGCUGCACCACUGGAGACCCCACCCUCAACCUGACAGGCUGUAUCUGGAGAAGCUGUGACAAUGACAAUAACACACGCUGCAUCUCUAGCACAGGCGAUUCUGGAGACUGUGCAGUGUACAAUGACACCAGCUCCUGCCCAGUUAUUGGGGGUCCUGAUGACAUUGGUCCAGAUGACUCCUCUUCUGGCUCAGUGCCACAGUUUUCACAGGCUUCUUUUGACCUGUCCAGUUUCAUUGGUGGCAUCAUACUGGUGUUGGUGUUGCAAGCAGGGGCCUUUUUUGCCAUGCGCUUCCUCAAGCCCAAGGACAGCACCUAUGAGACCAUUGAUCAACCCCAGUGAGAAGAUAAACCUGAGAAAAAAAGGAAGAACUAUUGCAGAAGACGGAAAUAGCGAAAAUAAUGAAAUUGAAUAAUUUAGUGAAUUUAAGAUGUGGUGUUCUUUGGUUGGCUUAAUGUUUUUUAAAUAAUGUUUGCAUAUGUGUUGUUUUGACAAAUCUUGUGUCUGAGUCAUAUAUUUUGGUGCUGCAUGAUGUCUGCUUUACUGUUAAUUAAUGAUUUUCAGUGUGAUUUGUUGAUUUGAAUAGGAAAUACACAAAAAUCCUGAUACAUUUUAGUCUAAUUGUGAUUUGUGUGUGUUGGUCCAUGCAAGUAUGUUAUAUUGUCACCGUAGUUUAUGGUUUUCAGAUUUUGAGAGUGCAAUAUCAUAGAUUGUCUAUGUGUCUUUAUAUUUAUUUUGUAUGUUAUUUAUUGAUACCCUGAAUAGGUAUUAUGUUUUCCUUAUUCUUUACCAAGCAAUAAAGUGAUGUGGUUAUGAACGCAAGUUCUG